AUGGUUGCGGAGGCGAAGCAGAACGGCGUGGCCACCAUGGCGGGCAGCAAGGCGCAGCUGAUGUCGGUGAAGCGCAGGGAGCCGGCCCUGGUGUCGCCGGCGGAGGCGACACCAACGGGGGAGCAGUACUACCUGUCCAACCUGGACCAGAACAUCGCGGUGAUCGUGCAGACCGUGUACUGCUUCAAGUGCCCGUCGGACCGCGGCAACGAAGGCGCCGCGGACGCGCUCCGGGCCGCGCUGGCCCGCGUGCUCGUCCACUACCACCCGCUCGCCGGCCGCCUCGGCAUCAGCCCGGAGAUGAAGCUCACCGUGGAGUGCACCGGCGAGGGCGUCCCAUUCGUGGAGGCCGAAGCCGCCUGCGACCUGGCCCUCAUCGGCGACCUCUCCACCCCGGACCCCGCCGCGCUGGGGCAGCUCGUGUACUCCGUCCCCGGCGCCAAGAACAUCCUCGAGAUGCCGCCCAUGACGGCGCAGGUGACCAGGUUCAAGUGUGGCGGCUUCAGCCUCGGGCUGGCCAUGAACCACUGCAUGUUCGACGGUCUGGGCGCCAUGGAGUUCGUCAACUCCUGGGCCGAGAUGGCGCGCGGCGCCACAGAGCUCACUGUGCCGCCGUUCCUCGACCGCUCCGUUCUCCGCCCGCGCGCUCCUCCUGUGAUCUCCAACCCGCACUACGAGUUCGAGGAGAUCGCUGACGUCUCGGAAAUGGCGGCGCUCUACGGCCGCCAGGAGCUGAUGUACCGCGCCUUCUGCUUCGAUCCGGACAGGCUUGAGCGUGUCCGCGGUCUUGCCCUCGCCGACGGGGAUCUCGAGAAAUGCACCACCUUCGAGGCGCUCUCCGGCCUCCCGACCAUGUCCGGGCCAGUCACGCUGCCAGAGAAGGAGGUCAUACUCUUCCUCGCGCACGGCAAGGAGAGGAAAAGCAUCAACGUGCUGCUCGGCCUGCCGGCUUCCGCCAUGGACGCUUUCCAAGAGCUCAUGGACGAGAUAUGA
This is a messenger RNA of Triticum turgidum subsp. durum (durum wheat), 993 nucleotides long. NCBI's taxonomy places the organism in Eukaryota, Viridiplantae, Streptophyta, Magnoliopsida, Poales, Poaceae. The record is from the annotation of a GenBank genome assembly.